CUUUUCGAAAUCGGUCAGUGAUUGAUUCGGUCCUAGUAGAAUGAACGAUUGACACAACACUACUGGUGACUUGUAUUAGUAAACUUUUGUUUUUUCAUGUGCAUGUGUGUCUUUAUAACAGAGCCUGGAAUACGCGAAUGAUCAUGGCAAUUUGCCUUACGCCCUGCAAAGAAUGAGUAGACUAAUGCUUUGAUGUAUUUAUUACUAUUCUAUGCUUGUUUAUAUUUUUAUUGUGUUAUUUUUGAUGCCAUGAAGUUUUGUGGUUAUUUAUUACACGAAGCAACACGAACAAAUUGCCGUGCAAUAGUUCUCCAAAUUUAUAAAUGAAACUGAGCAAAAUGAAGCGGAAACGUAGGGAAACGUGCCCGUCCCCUAUACUCGAGGAGGUACCCAAAAGGCCAAAGGUGCAGGCGCAACGAAAGUUUGCCCAAGGGUCCAAUGUAAACAGCCCUGUAAUAACUCCCAUACGCGACAUUGAGGCGGCCGAUUUACUGCCUCGCACCAGCAUGCCCGAGCCCGUUGAGCUGUUGCCUAUGAAGAGACCAAACACAGAAGAUUUUUUAACUUUUUUGUGUUUUCGCGGCACCCCAAUACUACCGCCCAACCUCAACUUUUUCAACACGGCGUCGAUAGUCGCGGACGGACAAGUGCACGAGAUUAAGGGUGAGUCUCCUAAGAACGGGCCAAUAGAUAUAACAAAAUGCGCGGGAAGCUCGUCCGAAAAACCAUUUAUAGCCUUCGGGGUAAGAAAAAGGGCCGACCCUAUCGUGAUAAGCAGACAGAUGGACAGAAAAAGAAGGCACGCGUUAGCGUUGCAGGCACUCAGAAGGAAAUAUCAGGAGCAGAAAAUGGCUAAAAUUCGAGCUCUGACCAUAAGCAAGCUCAGCGAAAAAACUACAAAUAAAACGCUAGUUAAAACUAAUACGAUUCAAAAAACCGAAACGGUAACGAAAAAAAACGUGACAUUGGAAAAGACAAAGGUCGUUGCUACCAAACACGUUAAGGUUACCACGCAAACGUUGAAAACGGCACUCAGACCAAAGAUCAAAUCCAAAAUGUGCUUGAGGAGCUUUAGGGGACGUCUCGUGCAGAAAGAGCUGCCCCUCAAGGGCCGCAGGCGCAUUAUAUCGGGACAAGAGAACGUUGGGGCCGCGACAACAGACGAAAGAAAGAAAUGCAAGAACGAAGAAACUGAUAAAUCAAGUAAAACAAGCAUAAGGGAGCAAUUGAAGAAAAAUGACAAGAAAGAACUGCUCUCUAGGGUGACGAGGUCUGGCAGCCUUAACAUAAUGCCUCCCAAUCUUUCUAGGCAGAAAAUCAAAAAGCGGAUUCUCCUAUCCUCGACCAAUUCGGUGGUAAAACCGAAACUACGGUCAACGACCCUCAAAAAAACCGUUAUAUCGCAAAGGAGGGCCAAACAAAGGCUCAGCAUAAAAAGGGGAUCGAGGGAACUCAAAGAGAGCGAAAUACUCGUGCAAAAGUUCCAGAUGAAAAGGCCGGACGUUGUAAAAAAAUCAUCCAACAAGUCUGAAGCGGCUAGCAAAACGACGACAAAACCUGAAUCAAAACAAUCGGAAAAUGUUAUAAAAAAGGAAAUAAGAAAAAACGUUAAUAUAAAAAAAUUCGUAAACACGAAAACGGAAGAUGUGGAGAUCAAGAAAAACAUCGACAUUAAAAAGAUUAGCGAAACGACUUCGGAAAUAGGCAAGGAUCAAAAAAUUAAAAAAGAAAUAAACAAGGUGGUGGAAACGUCAAGGAAGGUGAUAACGAAGAAAAGCGAAGACAAAAGUGUCAGCGAAGCAAAGCACCAUUUUACGAGAAACGCGCCAAACCCAGAAAAGAGAAUGCAAGAAACGAAGAAAAACAAGGAAGAAAGCAAGCUUAAAUCGACGCGGGCGAAAAGUUCGCCAGAAAUAAGGCUUAAAAAGGAGGUGAGGAAAGAAGAAGAGAAAAAGAUGAAGAAAAAGAAUGAAAAAAUUUUGCAACCCAGGCAGACGAAAGCGGAAACCGAAAAGAAAACCAAAGAAGUUGAUUCGAAAGAGUUGAAAAUCGAAAAAGCGCCAAAGAAGGCCAAAGAGGUGAAAUCCAAAAAGCCGCACGAGGACGUGGUUAUUAAAGAGAACAUUAAACUAGAAAACAAGGAAGACAUCAAGGAAGAUGAAAAACUCCAAACACUUUCCAAAGCACUCAAGCAAGAUGAAAGUAAUAAAGAGUUGAAAUCCAAACUAAAUAAAAUUGAAGAUCACGAAGCAAACUCCCAGAAGAAUUGCCGACCUACGAGGAAAACCAAAGAGGCCGCCGCCAUUUAUAUGGAAAUUUUGAGCCACAAAUUGGUAAACGAGGGCAAGAUCGACGACGAUAAUGUCUCGAUCGACAGCUUUCCCGAACUGCCGAACGUCAAGAAGACGGAGCAGAGGGAAAACGAGCUUAAGAAGGCACAAGCCAAGACUAAAGAUCCAGAUAUAGAAGAACCCAAAAAUGCUGAAAAAAUGAGAAACGACAAAGACAGGAUUAAAAAGGAAUUGGGAAAAGAAAAAAUUGACAAACCGCAAGACAUUGAAAUUGAAUUGAAGAAAUGUGAGAAUAAAACAGAAAAAUGUGAGAAUGCGGCGGAAAAAAAUGUCGAAGAGAAAAAGGCACAACCCUUGUCCGGCAACAAGAAAGCAGCAAUUGAGAAUUCGGAUUCAGACUCGGACGAUGAAGUGUUGCAGGAGAAAAUCAGGAGGAUAGCGGCGAGUCAAGAAGAGUCGGUUAAAUCGUCUCCUUUGAGGAGACCGACACGUGCCGUAGUUGCGAAAUCGGAAGACUCGGAUGCGUCUUUCCACAUAGAUAUUAAAGUGCCGAGGAAGAAGAAAUUGACGAGGAGCAAAACGAAAGCACCAGAGAAAACACCACAUACGUCACCCGACCCUCCAAAAGUUGAACCGCAGGUGUCGAAACUGAAGGAAUCCAGCUCCGACGAGUCCACGACCUCAGAUAUUAACCUCAAGAGCCUUCAAGUGAAGCAAAAGAAUAAGAAAUUGUCCAAAACGAAGUCUUCAAAGAAAUCCAGCGUGGAGUUCAGCGAUUCGGACGAGGAACCGCUGUCCAAAUUGACCACCAAAAGCGUCAAAUCUUGUAUCGUCGGUCAGAAGCAGGGGGAAGCCAAGACUAUGACAGAAAUUAAAGAGGUAAAACCCAAACGAGAGUGCGCCAAGCGACCUCAAAACUAUCUCCCGAUGUUGUCUUCUUCCGAAGACGAAGACGAACCCUAUUUCCACGGCUUCAGCACCGUAAAAGAAGAAAUCAAAAAGCCGAAAACGUUCGUCGACGCGGUGGUCCCCUCCUUGGACCUUUUGGCUAAAGAUACGGGCCGGAAAGCAAAAGUGAACAUGUCCAACGAGCAGAUCGAGCAGUGGCUCAAGGAUUCGGCGCUCGCCGGUAGCGGCAUCGCGAAAGAGAACGACGCCAUGCUUAAAUUCGGGGAAACGAUUCCCAUGGAUCUCGAGGCUGUUCCCGAUACGUCAAUGUACGAAGAAACGAAAAACAAGGAAAGUAUUCCCGAAUCGGAAAUCGUCCAAACAAAGUCCGAGCCAAAAUCGGACAUAAAAUCGUCUGUGGCGGAUCGCAAACUAAUUUUUAAAAAGGAUAAAAAGGAUAGCGGCCCGAAUCUGAACGCGUUUUCGCCCGAAAACGAAUGCAGCGUCUACGCUUUUGGCGAGGACGCCGAGGACAUAAUCAGCACUCCUUUUAGGAGACCCUCGAGACGGCCGUCCAGUACCGCGACGUCCAGGUCCGAAGACGAGUCCUCCAAAUACGACGAAACGCCAAAGCCAGGCCAGUUCCGCAAGCCGAAAUCCCAAAACGAGUCCCACGACGAGUUUAGAUUCUUCAACGUGCCGCAGAAUCCGUCUUCGAAGAUACCCAAACCUCUUAAAGGCGACUCGGUACCCCUACCGCCUAGCUUUCAAAGCAAGAGGCCUCCGAAACUCGCGAUCGACAAAUUCCCAGAGCCGUUCGACGAUAAAUACAAAAUUCCGAGCUCGCCGAGCGCGAGUAGCAGCAGCAGCGCGAAGCUGUACAAGAAAGCCGCCCAAAAAUCCAAAAAGAUGCCGCCGGACGUCGCGACCCCCGUUUACGUUUCGGAUUUUCCCAGGGGUUCGGAGCCGGGCAUGCUGGUCGAGGCUCCCGUGUUUCAUCCCACCGAUCAGGAGUUCCAGGACCCGUUGGAGUACAUCGAACGAAUCAGGCACAAAGCGGAGCAAUUCGGCAUUUGCAAGAUCGUCCCGCCGACGAGUUUCAAGCCCGAGUGCAAAGUGAGCGACGAGAUGCGCUUCACCGCCUACAACCAGUACAUACACAAGAUGUUGCACAGGUGGGGGCCGAAUUUCAAAGAGUUCAUGGCGAUCAGGAAGUAUCUGGCCACCCAGAACAUCACGCUGAAACAUCCUCCAUGGAUUGGAGGUAUGGAGGUGGACCUGCCGCGUCUCUACCAGACCGUGCAGAGUCUCGGGGGCUUGAAGGAAGUGAUCGAGAAGAAGAGGUGGCCGAAGGUGUCAGAAUGCAUGAAGAUACCGAAAUCGGCGCAGGACCGCGUGACCAAACUGGACGAUAUUUAUUGCAAGUACCUUUUGCCUUACGACACGUUGUCGCCUGCGGAACGGGAGAAGCUCUUCGACGAGGUGGAGACUGAGUGGGCGAAGCGCGAGUCCAAGGGACUACUCAAGGCAGAGGAAACGGUGGGAGAGGGGCCAGAAGCGCCGGACGACGAGUACGAGUCGGACGACGAGAUCGAAGAGUGCAUAGUUAAGGGCCGCAACAUGGCCUUGAACGCUUUCUACAGGGUGGCCCGUAAUACGAUGUCGAUGCACUUUAAGAAUACCGAACCCAACGCACAAGAGGUGGAGCAAGAGUUUUGGAAGUACGUGAUCCAAAAACAGAACCACAUCUGCGUCCAUUCGGCGUCGAUAGAUUGCGGCAGUUGGGGCUAUGGAUUUGCCGUGUCGAAAAACAGCCCGUUCGCGCGUCACGCGUGGAACCUCAAAGUCUUGACGAACAACGGCAAUUCGGUUCUGCGGUCGUUGGGUCCGGUGAUGGGCGUGACGGUGCCAACCCUGCACGUCGGCAUGGUGUUUAGCGCGUGCUGCUGGUACCGGGAUCCGCACGGACUGCCGUGGAUCGAAUACUUGCACACUGGCGGCAACAAAAUAUGGUACGGGGUGCCGAAUUCGUCCUGCGACCAGUUCCACGCCGCGCUCAAACGCCUCGUGCCCAACUAUUGCCAGAACAAGGAGCUGUGGUUGCCGUCCGACACAGUGAUGGUGCCGCCCAACCUUCUCAUGGAGAAUAACGUAUCGUUGUGCAGGGCGGUUCAAGAACCGGGUCAGUUCGUGGUGGUGUUUCCUAAAGUGUUCACGUCAAGCAUCAGCACCGGUUACGUCGUCUCGGAAAGCGUCUACUUCGCGCCGCUCUACUGGCUCAAAACCGCUCAAAGCUUGUUCGACGACUUGAAAAGUAGCUGCGAGCCGUCGAUGUUCUCGCUCGCCAAGCUUCUGCUGAGCAUCGCGUCGGACACCAAGUCAAGCACUGAAGUGUUGAAGCUCAUCUUGCCCCACAUCGAGGAGCUGCGCGAGCGGGAGAAGGUCGAGCGCGCAAGAAUUCGCGGUUUCGGCAACGUGGAAGAGGAAAAAAUGGCAGCGCCCGAGUCCGGUUGCAAAAAGAAGAAGAAACCGCACCCGAGCACCGACGAGAACGAGUUUGAGUGCGACGUGUGCAGGAUGAACCUGUUUGUGUCCAUGAUGAUGGACGUGCAAAACGACUUGGCUUACUGCCUCGAGCACGCUGCCGAGCUGCUGGAGAAGGACGCAAAACUGGCAGAGUCGUUUAGAUUGAGGUACGCGUACGAAGAGCGCGAACUGGAGGGCGUGGUCGAGAGAAUCAAUGCCGCGAUCGAUGCGAAGCUGCAGAAGAAGGUGCCGAAUAAGUACGCGGGUAUGCCGACUUUGCUGACAAAAUAAAGAACAUUUGACCUACGCCAGAUGUAUCAAGCUUUAGCUGUGAUUGGUUUGUGUGGGAGGCUUCUGACGGUCGGCUUUUUGGGAGUGCCGUUCGUCCGUCAAAAGCCGUUCACCGAGUGUAAAUUUUGCUUUCGGAUUAUUAACGCGGUUGGUAAUUGUAAAAAAUUUGUUGUUUAGUUUGUGUAAAUAAAAAGUCCGAUGGUGAUUGGG
Molecule: messenger RNA, 6206 nt
Organism: Cylas formicarius (sweet potato weevil)
Lineage: Eukaryota; Metazoa; Arthropoda; Insecta; Coleoptera; Brentidae
Gene: Jarid2
Product: protein Jumonji
Exons: 9
Coding region: 324-5996 (1890 amino acids)
Biological process (GO): chromatin remodeling
Cellular component (GO): nucleus
Molecular function (GO): DNA binding; histone demethylase activity
Source: RefSeq, a predicted model, not a curated record